CUUGUAGAUGUUAUUUUAUUUAACUUUACCCUUAUUUGUAGGAGUAAAUCAAUAAAUAGAGCCCAGUCUGAAAUGCUGCUAGACAAAAUGCUUCAAAAACCCGACAUUUCAAGAGGUUUUGCAAAAGAAAAUCGCGACAAAGUGGCCGAGUUCUGGAGACAGCUAACAUUGUCUUUAAAUAGCGUUGGCACACCUGUUAAGAGUGAAUUUGAGUGGAAAAAGGUGUGGACUGACCAGAAACGCUAUGUACGGAAGAAGGCUUCACAAGAUAAAAUGUACGAAAGGGGGACAGGAGGCGGACCUAACAAAACGCAAAAAUUUUCUAGUGCAGAAGAGGCAAUAUUCCAACUCCUGGGGAUGAAGGAAUCGGUUGAUGGUAUUGAAAGCUCGCAAUGCUAUGGACUGCCUUCAAAAAGAGUUAAGGUUAAUUCGGACGCAGAAGUUUUGUCGGAAAUCAUUGUGCAGUGCGAAGAAGCUCCUGGCUGUAGCACCGAUUUUCCUACAAGCAUCCAGGAUAGCGAACCUCCUGUUCCUCAGUGCCAAAGCGAGUGUUCACCAAAGGAUAGCAGCAAGCAGGGAGUUCUGCAAAGUAGCCAAAAUACUAAUAGUACAAUUAAAUCAAAAAAAAACUAACAAGUACCGAGUUGGUUGUACAAGAGCUGGAAACACAACAAGAAUUGUGUGGUAAAGUAGGCGAAACUUUAUUAGAGAUGAAGUCACACCAAGGUACAUUGAACAGAUAAAAUGUACACCAUAGCCUUCCAUUUGGUAGCAGAAGAGAUGGACGAAGAUGUGGAGCAGAAUGUGACACAAAGAAGGCACUUACGCGAUGCAACAAACCCGCUUGAGUUGCCCCAAGCUUUAUUUCAGAAAUAUCAUAGGGUAAACAAAGCAGCUUUUCGGUACUUGCUGGAUGUACUAACAGCGCAUACCCUGCCAGCAAAAAAGCCAUUUGCUAUUUCUCCGCUGAUAAAACUGGACGCAACUUUGCGCUUCUUUGCAGAAAGAAUACGACGUUUCUCUUGCUCAAUGCAGCCUCAGCAAAGUGAACGGCGGAAGAAAAACGCAAAAUUUCAUUGGCACUUUACUGAAAGCAUGACAUUCCAAGUGAUAUGGGAUGCAUAGAUGGGACACACGUCCGCAUUAUAGCUCCCUCCCAGAAUAAACACUUAUAUUAUAACCGAAAGGGAAACUACAGCUUAAAUAUCA
This is a messenger RNA of Rhagoletis zephyria (snowberry fruit fly), 1209 nucleotides long. RefSeq lists its product as uncharacterized. Gene Ontology annotation, cellular component: nucleus. Lineage: Eukaryota; Metazoa; Arthropoda; Insecta; Diptera; Tephritidae. The record is from RefSeq and is a predicted model, not a curated record.